AUGAAGCUUGAUGCCAGAUAUUCUUCCCUGGUAGAUCCAAAUGCAGAUUUUCCCAGCACAAUUUAUCCUGUUUUUUUUCCAAAUGCAAAUGCAGAUCCAAAUGCAAGCGCAGGUGCAUCAAGCAGUGGAGCUGGACACGGUGGUGCUUCUUUUUACAACCCCCCUUUCCAGGGUGAUUUUGCAUCCCAAAAUGUCUUCAGCAAUUCUUCAAAAGAUGGGGUUCGGAGUUCUUCUAUGGAUGCAGUGCUAGGAAGAUUAAAGGAUUUCUUCCUCGGCGUUGAGCAUGACGGAUUGAAAUACAAGUUGGCGCCUGAAAAUGAGUUACAGGCUCUGAAAGACACUGUUCCUGCAGCAGUGCACUUCCAGCUAUGGGGUGACAAAUGCGGGCCAAUGGAAUAUUUCAUACAAUCGGAACAAUCUUCUUUUGAGAGCAGGCAAAAGAGGGAAAGCAAGAAAGAGAACUGGGGAGGGAUAGUCCGGGACAAAGAUGGGAAGUUCAUCCUUCACUUCCUGAUCUCUCUCAUGAUACCUAACAGACCCUUAGCCGGCUGUGAUUAA
Molecule: messenger RNA, 558 nt
Organism: Fraxinus pennsylvanica
Lineage: Eukaryota; Viridiplantae; Streptophyta; Magnoliopsida; Lamiales; Oleaceae
Source: the annotation of a GenBank genome assembly